Melopsittacus undulatus (budgerigar) is the source of this 9414-nucleotide messenger RNA. RefSeq names its product early endosome antigen 1 (gene EEA1). Lineage: Eukaryota; Metazoa; Chordata; Aves; Psittaciformes; Psittaculidae. Gene Ontology annotation, molecular function: metal ion binding; 1-phosphatidylinositol binding. Gene Ontology annotation, cellular component: early endosome. The coding region runs from base 110 to 4462 and encodes 1450 amino acids. The transcript has 30 exons. The record is from RefSeq and is a predicted model, not a curated record. Gene Ontology annotation, biological process: endocytosis.
CGAGCGGGCCGCGCCGGGAUCCUGCGGGCCGAGGGCGGUGCGGUGCGGGGCCCCGCAGCUUCCCCUCGGCCUGGCCGCGGCUGCCCGGCGGCAUCCGAGUCCUGCCACCAUGUUAAGGCGAAUUCUGCAGCGGACUCCAGGUAGGGGUGGAUCUCAGAGCUCUGAUUCAGAUUCAUCUGCCGCACCAGGAAAUGCCGUGGACGUGAACAGUGAAGGCUCCUCGGAGGGCUUCAUCUGUCCACUAUGUAUGAAAGUGUGUGUAACUCCCACUGAUCUGUCUGAACAUUACCAGAAUGAGCACACUGGGACAGAAGGAAGACAAGAGCCUCAUGACCUCCCAGCUGUUACUGGCUUUAUUUGUCCUCUCUGUAUGAAAUCUCAUGGAUCAGCUGAAGAGCUGUUCAAGCACUAUGAAGCAGUUCAUAAUUCUGGCAUUGAUUCGACUCAUGGAGGGGAAGGUCAUCUGUCACCGGAAAGAGAUGAAGUAUCACUGCUCCGACAAGAAGUCCAAGACUUGCAAGCUUCACUGAAGGAGGAGAGGUGGUAUUCAGAAGAGCUGAAGAAAGAACUAGAGAAAUUACAGGGGCAGCGGCAGCAAGAUUCUAAGUCUGAUGGAUUGACAACGGCUACAUCUACAGAAUCAUUAGAACGGCAACUAGAAGAGAUCCAAGUAGAAAAUUUUAACAUUAAGCAAAUGAAAGACUUAUUUGAGCAAAAAGCAGCACAACUAGCCACUGAAAUUGUGGAACUUAAAUCAAAAUAUGAUGAAGAAAUCAGCCUUCGGGAGGGUGCAGAACAGAAAGUGACAAACCUGACACAAGAACUGCAGAAGGAGAGAAGUACAGUUGAAGAUUUAAAGACAGAGCUGCUACAAAGACCUGGUGUGGAAGAUGUAGCUGUCCUGAAGAAGGAGCUGGUCCAAGUUCAGACGUUGAUGGACAAAAUGACACUGGAACGUGAAAGAGAAUCUGAAAAGCUGAAAGAUGAAUGCAAGCACUUGCAGGCAGAGCAGGCUAAUUCAGAGGCUACCAUUAACCAGUUGAGAGCUGAACUUGCCAAAGGACCUCAGGAGGUAGCGGUGUACGUUCAGGAGCUGCAAAAACUUCAAAGUUCAGUCAAAGAGUUGGAACAAAAAAACCAGAGUCUGUCUGAGAAACUGCUGAAGAAAGAACAGGACUACACCCAACUAGAAGAAAAACACAAUGAAGUAACUGUGAGUAAGAAGAAUGUGCAGGCAAGCUUUCACCAGAAAGACCUGGACUGCCAACAGCUUCAGGCAAAGCUGUCUGCAGCUGAGGCUUCGAUACAGAGAUUACAGACAGAGCUAGGUGAGAAGGGGGAAGCAAGCCAGAAACUUAAAGAAGAGUUGUCUGAAGUAGAGACAAAGUACCAACAUCUUAAGGCAGAAUGUAAACAGCUCCAGCAGCAGAGGGAAGAAAAAGAGCAGCAUGGCCUGCAGCUCCAAAGUGAGCUCAGUCAGUUGCACAGUAAACUUCUAGAAACAGAGCGGCAGCUGGGGGAAGCUCAUGGACGGCUCAAAGAACAGAGGCAGCUGUCUAGUGAGAAGCUGAUGGAUAAAGAGCAGCAUGUGGCUGAUCUGCAAUUGAAACUUUCUCGAGCUGAAGAGCAGCUGAAGGAAAAAGCAGCAAAUUCCACAGAAUUGCAACAUCAGUUAGAUAAGGCAAAACAGCAGCACCAGGAACAGCAGACACUUCAGCAAAAUACUACAGCAAAACUACGAGAAGCCCAGAAUGAUUUGGAGCAAGUGCUGCGACAAAUUGGAGAUAAGGACCAAAAAAUUCAAAAUCUUGAGGCUUUGCUUCAAAAAAGCAAGGAAAACAUCUCCCUGCUAGAAAAGGAAAGAGAGGACUUAUAUGCAAAAAUUCAAGCUGGUGAAGGAGAAACAGCAGUUCUUAACCAGCUACAAGAGAAGAACCAUGCAUUGCAAAUACAGGUAACUCAGCUGACAGAGAAGCUGAAGAAUCAAUCAGAAAGUCAUAAACAAGCCCAAGAAAAUUUGCAUGAGCAAGUACAGGAGCAAAAGGCACAUCUAAGAGCUGCUCAAGACCGUGUGCUUUCCCUAGAAGCAAACAUCACUGAACUAACCAGCCAGCUAAAUGAAAGUAAAGAGAAAGUAUCACAACUUGACGUACAGGUAAAAGCAAAGACUGAAUUGCUACUUUCAGCAGAAGCAUCGAAAGCUGCUCAAAGAGCAGAUCUUCAGAAUCACCUGGACACUGCCCAGCAUGCACUGCAAGAUAAGCAACAGGAGUUAAAUAAGGUCAGCGUUCAGCUGGAUCAAGUUACAGCUAAACUGAAUGACAAGCAGGAGUACUGUGCUCAGCUGGAAGCCAAUCUCAAAGAGUACAAAGAGAAAAGUCUUUAUUUAGAACAGAAAACUGAAGACCUAGAGGGACAACUUAAGAAACUUGAAGCUGACAUUCUUGAUGCUAAAGCAAGCAAAGAACAAGCUCUUCAGGAGUUACAGCAGCAGCGACAGCAAUCCACAGAAUUAGACCUCCGAACAACAGAACUGAGUAAACAUCUUGAAGCAGCAAGAGAAACGAUGUCUAAUACUAAAUUGGAUUUGCAGAAGAAGUCUGAAGCCCUUGAACAAGCAAAAAAGCAAAUUUCAAACCUGGAGGAGGAGAAGGCCAGCCUCAAACAAAACCUUGAAAAAUCAAACCAAGAUACUAGUAAGCAACUCAAAGAAUUAGAUUGCAGAAUGCAAGCAGCAUCAUCAGAGCUGCAACAAGUGAAAUCAGAGAAGGAUGUUCUAAUAAAGGAUCUUACAGCUACCAAAGAUAAGCUCUCAAAAGGUUCUGAAUCCUUCAAAAAAAGAAAGGAAGAGUUAGAGAAAGAAGUACAAAAAGCAAAAGCAGCCGUGGCAGAAAUGGAAAAAUCUUGCCAAGAGUUAAAACAUCAGCUUCAGGUCCAAACAGAGUCUGUAGCUAAAGAGAGGAAUGAACUGAAAAACUCACUGGAAAAAAAGGAGGGGAUUUCUAAGCAGCUGUCGCUAGAGCUUGAUGCAGCAAGAACGCAAAUACUGGAAAUUCAGGGUCUUCUGAAGGAGAAAGAAAAAAGUGAGCAACAUCUCCAAGGAAGGCUGAGAGAGUUAAAGGACUCUUUUGAGCAGAAGAAAAAACACAGUGAGACACUGCAAGCUGAAUUAAAAACUGCCCUUUUAGAAAAGGCAGAACUGGAGAAUAAACUGCAACAGCAGUCUAUUUUGUCAGCACAGGAGCUUAAAACGGAGAAAGUCAAGCUAGCAGACUUACAGAAGAGCCAUGAAAAAAAUAAGGAAAACAUGGAGAAGCUGCAGUUGGAUCUUUAUGGGAAAGAGUCUGAGCUGCUGGCAAUAAGGCAAGACCUUAAGUCUACAGAAGAAAAACUUGCUCUAGCUCAAGAAGAAUUGGUUUCCAGCAGAAAUCGAAUUGCUAGCAAUAAUCAGCAGAUUCAGGAACUGAAGAAAGCUAAGUCUACACUGGAGCAGGAUGCAUCAAAGAAGGAGCAGCAGCUGUGUGAGAAGACCAAAAUGUUACAGGAUCUUCAGAAUGACAGGAUUUUGAAAGAAAAAGACUUGGCUAAUGAGAAAUGUAAAACAACAGAGCUCCAAGAAAUAAGGAGUAGACUUGAAAAAGAAAGUGCCAAGCUGGGUGAAGAGCUUAGAGCCUCCAAGCACGAAUUUGAGAAGGAGGUGGCAAAUCUCAAGGAUGCAAACCAGCUAUUGAUUCAACAGAAAUUAGAGCUGCAGGGCAAAAUAGAUAAUACUAAUUCAGCUCUGGAACAGGAGAAGAAAACCCAUCAAGCUGUCAAAGAUCAGCUGAAAAAGAGAGAAGAGGAGCUGAAGAAAGAAUGUGUGGAAAUUGAAGCUAAACUGCAUGCAGAGCAAAAAGAGAAAGAAGAAGAAAAUAGGAAACAUGAGGAAAAGGAGACUAAACUCACCAUGCAGGUCACAGCCCUGAAUGAAAACCUGGCUACCAUGAAGAAAGAGUGGCAAAGCAGUCAGAGGCGAGUGAGCGAGCUGGAGAAACAGACAGAUGAUUUACGUGGGGAUAUUGCUGUCCUGGAAGCAACGGUGCAGAAUAACCAGGAUGAGAGAAGAGCAUUGCUGGAGAGGUGUAUAAAAAGUGAGGGAGAAAUUGAAAAGCUUCAAGCCAAACUUGUGGAAAUGAAGAAAAAGCUGGACAACACUACUGCUGCAAUGCAGGAACUUGGCCGAGAAAACCAGUCAUUACAGAUCAAACACACCCAAGCUCUCAACAGGAAGUGGGCAGAAGACAAUGAGGUACAGAACUGUAUGGCCUGUGGAAAAGGCUUUUCAGUGACAGUGAGAAGGCAUCACUGUAGACAGUGUGGAAAUAUCUUUUGUGCCGAGUGCUCAGCAAAGAACGCCUUAACUCCUUCUUCUAAGAAGCCUGUCCGAGUCUGUGAUACUUGCUUUAAUGACUUGCAAGGAUAACUGGCUAUCGUGAGUGACAAAGAAAUGUUACACUAAAAUUUACAAUUUCUGUCAAUGCACUUCGUUCAGCACUCAGACUACUAUUCAGUUUGGACAAUGAUUGUAACACUUGGCAAAAUUUAGUAUAUUUUAAAAUGUUUAUCGAUACCAAGUAAAAUUAUUGUAUUUUUUGUGAGACAUGGGCUCAGAUCAUCCAUAGCUUAUUGCCAUUUAUCCUGAAAAGAGCUUCUAUGUCUAGAAUAGAAAUAUCCAGUUAUUUGUAAAUAAAGUUUAAACAGAGGAGUAACAAUGUAUUUUUUUAUCUUUUAUUUUUUUGUUCAAGAGAAACAGCUUUUAUGUGAUAUUGUAGUUUAUUCUUGUUUCCUUCAAAGGAAAAGGAAGAUGCAAAAACUUGUGAGGAUUUUAUGUAUCAAAUGUUGCUGUAAAAAAAACCAAAACAUAACUAAUUGUUGCAUUUAAUUGCAUAUCUGAUGUUCUUUAUAACCCCUUGUGAUUUUGUUUUCUUUCUAUCUCUUUGGUUCUUAGACUUUUCUCUCUAAAGUUUGAACUGCACAGUGAGGGUAAUGUCUGGACUCGACUCCAACUGGGUUUUAUUUGCUCACUUAGAACUUGUUGUAGUAUCAGCACCUAAGUCCUUAUCCAACUACAGUGCUUGGUUACUGGAACACCUUUACAUAUGCUGUAUUGCAUAGUCUGUGUGUGUGUGUCUGAGAGAGAGUAUGUGUGAACCAAUGAUGAGAUGGAGUUUAGUGGGCAUUGCAGGAAUAUUAAAUGAUAAAUUACAAUAUUCCAUCCUGUAUUGAUUGAUUUCACUUUUACAUAUUUGUUUGAUGGAUUUUAAGGUCCAGAAACCCUUAUAUGUGGGCUUUAAAAAGCAAACAAAUGAUGGCAGUAGCCUGUAGUGCAUAUCUCCCUGUGCCCUUACUGUGGAAGCCUGGGAGGUCCCUGAGGUUGUAAGGGACAUCCAGACCUUCCAUGCUAGGUAUCCUACUAAGAAAAACUCUUUGAGAUUGCUGCAGAUGUCUGAUCUUUUCUUCUGUCCCUUCCUCAGCUUUUAGUGGAAGAUACUGAACUCCUGCUACACCUAACAAACCUCAGUUUUGUGCUCCGUCUCAUCCCAUUACCAGUGGGUUUUAACUGUUAUGUUAGUUAUAUGACAGUCUGCUCAGAACAGUGGUGUGAAUCUCCUGUUACUAGCUUAGUUACAGCCUAACAGCUCUAAAUAAGAGGGCAAUAUAUGUGUCUUUAGAUAUUUAUUCAUACUUUCUUUACUGUAAUUGCAACACAGGUUCCUUAUGUUGCAAUGCUUCUUUUUUGUUAUGAUUUAAUUUAUACCUGUUCAUUCUUGCCUGCCUGUCUCUGACUUUCUUCCCUUUGUGUCUGGUAUUUUAAAAUCAUUAAAGUUAUUUCUUCUGAGCAGGGGUUAUGCCUUACGAUAUUUAGGGACCGUCUUAAAUACUCUAGUAAGUUCCCCCCACCGCAGCCUUCCUACAAAAUUUAGCCAGCUGUUUAGAGAAAAAGACUGUAUCCUGAUUCCUCUGCUUAUUGCCCAAGGUAAGGAACCAAAUUCUGUCACGAUGUUGGAAGCUCAGCCAUCAUUAGGCAGGUUCAUUUGCUUUUAUGUUGACAGCUCUGUAUGUGGAUGAAGAAGAGUCUCUCUGACAAAAAAAGCCUAGUCCUGAUAAACUCUUCAGUGAAAAAACUUCUUAAUCCCUUUCUCCAGAAGUAGUGAUCUACAUGUUUCAUGUCAUCUACAUGUUUUACCUGUCUAGUUCUAUGUUUGCAGCCUAAAGGAGUUUUCCUCAAGAAGUUUUCUUAAUCUUAAAUUCCUAUUUCCCAAAAUCCAGCUGGAUUACAUAACUGGUUCUCCUCACUGCAGAAGAGUUUGGGAUACUGUUGUGGUUUAUGUGAAAUACUGAUCUGCUUUUCUGGUUCGAAUUUGAGAGUUGCUUGCUAAAAAGAAAAAAUUGCUGCAACAAUUCCAUGUGAACAGCCCCUGGACUCGUUUCUCCUCAUCAGUAUAACAAUUUGUCAUAAGAAUCUUUUGAAUACAAAAUAUGAGCAGGUUCUCUGCCUCUGGGAAUUGUUUUUUCUAUAUAUUUAUUUAUUGGGAGAAUCUGAAGAGUUUGCCUUCAAGCCUUUCUUUGUCUGACAUGUGACUUCAGAAACACAAGAAAAGAAGCGACAGUCGUGCUCCAGUGUAGAUGUGCUCUGCCCUGUUGGGUAACACAGAGAGCCUUGUGCUGCUUUCAGCAGUGAAGGAUGACCACAUGGAGCAGAAGGGAUUUGGAGAGGGAAGAGAGGAGCUUCUUGUGACUUCACAGGGACAAAACACAUGAGACAGGAAGAUGGAAAUCUUUUGUGGGGAGCUAGGAAAAUGGUUAAAAGACUCACUUAUGUCCAGGCAUUUUGCUUUUGAGUGAGAAUAUGUGAACGAUGAAGAGAGAGCUCUGCAGUACAAAGGAAGUGGAAGAAGCUCUAGCAGGCUUGUUCUUAAUUCAGCCUCUUGAAAUGCCUUUAUGUAAAGACAAGCAGAGUCACCUCACUCAGCUGGCUGCUGAAACAGUGUGGUUGGCUGACCGCAAAUCAGACCUUGGUCUGGAGCUUCUCAGAGGCAAAACCAGCUUGAUUUCUGCAGAUUGCUUUUUGCUGAUCAGUUUAUAUGACCAAUUUUUUGAGGGAAUGGAAAUGCUUUCCAAAUACACAUCUGUAGGAAGAGGGAUUGUUAAAACCUGAAGGAACAGUGGUAGAAAGAGGGGUAACUAGUACCUAGACCAGGGGUGUAGGAGCUUUCAUCUUUGAGCUUUGAGUCUGCAGCAAUAAGUCAGGAUUGCUACAGUUUUUAAAUGGAGUGAAUUUAUGAUGCCAUUGCUGAAUCUUAUGCUCCUUCUUUUGUGCUCAGGAUUCCUGGUGCUGGUCUGCAUCUGUUGACAAGUUGAUGGUUUACUAGACUGUGUAAUGCUCUUGGUCUCAAUGUCAGGUUGGAAAUUAUGUUCAAGCUCUGUAAAAUGACUAUAGGAUACUCAGUAAGGGAAACUGGAAGGUGAAAAGCUUUGUAUUUAUAAAUCUGCUUGCAGAGUCUGACUGAUUUGAUGGGCAUGUAUCAGUAGGAACGUAGGUGUUUUGUUGCACUGCUUUGAAAUAUUAAUUAUAGGAAAACCUAGUAAAAAGCCUGGUAAUUUUUACCACGCUGCGUUAAAGGAUUCCAGAUGAAAUAGUUUAAUGUACUGAGUUUUUUUUAGACCACAGACACAGGAACAGAGGGAAAAACUAGUAAAAUGUCAGAAGAGAUUAGUCUUGGAACUGGAAGAUAAAUAGUGGUGUGUUUCAACAGCCUCUAGAAAGAACCAGAUUGCUCUCAUUCACUGAUGAAAGGCCAUUAUAGAGCAAGAGGUGGAAAUAACAGUAAAACCAAUGCUCAAACUAGUAGGUGUGUUUUAUCAUCAAGCUGCCUUUGAUUGCUAGGCACUACCAUGGCAUCAGGAAUGGACAGUGAAGUGUGGGAUUUGUUCCUGAAACUUUCCCCUCUGCAAGACACUCCAUCCACAUUCAGAAGUGCUGGGGAAGCAGAAUAUGAGGGACCAGCUGCUACAUGGGCUGAGACAAGCUACGGAGGCAAUCCAGAAAGUGUAAAGGGUGUUGUUAAUGGUGGAAGAAGCUCUUGAACUUCCUGGAGACUUCCAUCUUUCUUCCUAGUCAAAGAGCCACAAUCCCUUGCUUUGCUGCCUCCAGAAUGCCAGUCAUACAGUUCUACUCCCACCUCAGGUCAGCAAUUCAUACUUAUGUCCUGCAACCCCUCUGCAGGCAGGUAGCCUUGCAGAGGUCAGUGGCAGGCUUUUGAUCUUAGCUGGGUGUGCUUUACUGUUAUUUGUUUCUUCUCCUCAUGUAUUCCCUACAGUAAUCUUCCCCUUUCUGCAGAGGUUGAACAGAAAGGAUAAAAUUGAUGAAUCACAGUAGGAAAAGUUGCUCUCUGCAGGUGAAGAGACAAAAGGAAUUUUCAGCUGCAGUUUCCAGCAGAGGCAAGAAAGAGGUUUAGCAGGAUCUCAUUUUUCAGCUGAUUUUACUCUCUGGCACAAGAGUCUAAGGCUCUAGGGUACAGUGCAGGUUUAUCCCUCUUUAUUUGGAAGGCAUCAAGUAACCAAGUUGCCAAGGUGUGGAGCACUAGGUACACAAGAACAAUGAAUAACUAAUUUUGUUGGGUUUGGGACGAUUAAGAUUGUUUGUGAAUCUUCACUGGAAAAGCUUUCUUAGUGAAGCAAGAAGGGUUUUGGGAGCAGAAGCAUGAAGUAACCUUGCUGUGUUUAUAUUACAUGAGCAAGAACAAUUGAUUCUUUCAUGCAAGAUGUAAAAGAAGUGACAUUCCUAAAGAAGGGACCUGGAAAACUCAGGUACUUUUCUGGAUUGUUUAAUGUCAGUUAAACAUCAAAUGAAAACAAAUGCUUGUUGGAAAACUUUAUAACUUAUUAUGACCAGUAUGUAGUGACAGAUAGAAAACUGCUGGAGCUUAAGUUCAAAUAGAAUAUAAACUAUGGCAAGAAGAAUGGUAUAAUGGUUUGAAUAUGUUGAAACUGAUAAAUUACUCCUCCAGGUACCACCCCUCCCACUCUCAUAUUCUUGGAGGACUAGGAAACAACACUGUCAUUUGCACUAUGCACUUUUUGCUGUCUAACUGAAUAUAAUCUACAGUAAGUGGAAUGGCAUACUUUACAUUGCAUGUGUUAGCUGUAAUCAAUGGACAGAAAGCUUGUCUUCAGCUGGACUUCUCACUGUAUUACAUUUGGCCCCUUGCUAUGUAAGGAGAAUUGCACUUGUAAUUUCUUUGUACCAAAAUCGUGAUCAUCAUCUGAGAGCACAUGUAACAACAAAACCUGUGUAAUCACGCACACAUUGUCUUUGUAGAGCUUAAUUUUAAGAUUAUUAAAUAAGAAAACGUGAAUCUUGUAUAUUUUCAA